CACGUCUGCGGCAUGUUGCUGAGCAACGACAGAUUUAUCGGCGGCAAGAAACGACUACAAGGCUUUAGGGUUAAUUUCGAAUUGGUGCAGCAUGAGCCACAUGUGUGGCCGGUCUCUACCAGACAAAGGUAGAUUCUUAAACGUUUUCAACAAGCCGUUAAAAACAACAGAUAAAAACUGUUGCUCAGUGAACAGAUCAGCUGCAGGCUCCAAAUGUUCAAACCGAAACAGUAAGACUGAUGGGCAACACAGAAUAAAGCGCUUUAAGAGUCGCAAGGAGAGGAGCCAGAUGAGGAGUGGUGGUAAAGAAGCCUCAAGGUUAAAGUCACAUCACCAUCACUGUCAUCGGCAAAGCAGUAGAGACAUUACAUAUGUAUAUGAUCGCUGCUGUCAUAGUAGCUGUAAUUGUUCCUGUAGGCAAGAUGCACCUUUCCCAAAUGUUGUUCCAGCUGCACAGGAGCCCAGUAUCAUCACAGAAAGUCGCCUCAUAGGACACCAUGGGCUGUUUAACCAUGAGGUAAAAUCUAUCGACAUUGAACGCCUGUUGAGUAGGCAGAUGAAUGUGGAGAACAGUGGAGUGCGAGAAAAUAACAAUUCUACUUCACAUCCAUCUUCAGUAUCUCGCAAUCCCUUUCCAUUCUCCUGUGAUAAUAUGGUGGGUGCUGAGCCUGAGGAGGUUGUGACAAUAGACAGGGAAGCAGACUUUUCUCCAAAGGCCUAUGAUAAUUGUCAGGAAAAAGAAAAGCGUAUCAGUCAGGAGGCUGAUGUUACACAAGGACCAAAGACCAACCCUGUCACAAAAGAAAAGGGCAGUGAGCCACAGCUAACCCCCAUUGAUAGCAGAGAUAAUGUGAUGAAAUUAAAGAAGGUAGAGGGAACCAUGUUUUUUUCUCCAGAGAACACCCCAAAGAACCAGGAGUCACCUAUCCACCAAAUACAAUCCCAUGGUGUCAGCCAAACUCCACCUCAGCUCUCCAGCCCCCAUGCUGCACACAGCUCUGACUCUCAACACAGACCAGAUUCCAGCUCUUUGACUGAGUCUGUCUCUGCUGUGGUGACAAGUUUGUGUGGAUGUCUGCAGUUUCCACUUUUGAGGAGGAGAAACCUGGUGGCAGAGAGCAGGGAGGUGCUGCUAAAGGCUCUGAAGAAGAGGCAUGGAUCCCGGCUUCAGGAGAACCUCUUCAGACUGCAGCAAUGCCACAGCUUUGGAUCUGAUCAUUCCAAGAAAGACAAGGAGCAAGAGCUGACUAUGAUAGAAGAAGAUGAGCUCCAGCAAACAGAUUCAUUCUCAACAGUCUUUGAUGCCAGUAAGCCAUUUUUUGACACCCGGAAAACCAGAUCUCUCACCACAAAGGGAAGUGUGCAUUUUAACUUGAAAUCCAGUCCGCAGAUGGUCCAAAACAUGAGAAAGACAUCUGAGUGGUUCAGAGGGCCUGAGGAGACUUCUGCUCUUCUUUUGGAUGAUAACCUCAGACCUCCCUGCUCUCCUGAGUUUGGCAUGGACUUUAGGUGCUCUGGAAUCAGGGAUCAUUUAUUUGCUCCCUCUCCUACCUCAUGUUGGGGAGAAAAAUACCCACCCUCUCCCCUCUGGGGAGGACGUUCCAGCAGACCAGACGACAAAGAUUCUUUAAUGUUUGAUUUCUUUGAAAACGGCUUCUUGAGCCAAACAAGGGCUCCGGAUGGACCUCAAAACAGUAUCAGCAGAACCCCCAAGUUCUUAUCCUACCAAACACAGCUGCUAGAAAGACGUUCCACAGAGCCAAUUAAUUUUCCCCAAAAGCAAGACCUAUUUGAUACCGAAAGAUACUCUUUACCUCCCUCCCUCUCAUCCCAAAUGCUCAGUCCUGAGCGAAGCCAUAGCUUCCAGCCUUUCAGUCAACCUUCAAUUCACCCUCCUCUCAGGGCUCACCACACUGACAUGAUUCAUUACCCCCCAUCUCACAUGUUGGAAAAAGAGUCAGCACCUUCCCUUUCUACUCGCCUGAGCCCUGAGCACUGGUCCUUUCCUCCUAUGAGACUCUACUAAUGCAUGAGGAAGCUCUGCAUGGAUGCAUUUGUGGACAUUUUGUCAAAGAAAAACAAUGCUCUCUUAGUUUAUACCAUCCAGACUCAUAGUCAGCACAGAUAUUUUGAGUGCUUUAAUUUUACACAAAGAAGUCAAAGUAGUGGCAGAAUAUGUCUUUUGAAGCUUUAAACCAUUUUUACUCUUUGUUUACAUUUAUGGCAAGAUUAAGAAAAGCACAAUUAUGUUUGGUUUACAUCAUUGUAGCCUUUUUUUAAUAUGCAAAACUGUAAAUGUCACUUGUUCAUUGACACGGAUGCCAUGAUGGAGCUUAUUCACAGUGAGAUUUUUAGUCAAGACUGUGCUAUUUUGAAAGCUAUUUGAUAUUCUUUUGUGUAUGCAGACUUCAUUCGAACGUAGAAGAAUAUAUUAGUACAACAGUGCAAUUCAAACAUGCAUUGUAUAGUAAAGUAUAAACAAAAAAAAAAA
This is a messenger RNA of Cheilinus undulatus (humphead wrasse), 2491 nucleotides long. RefSeq lists its product as uncharacterized. The transcript is spliced from 4 exons. Bases 92 to 2026 code for a protein of 644 amino acids. The record is from RefSeq and is a predicted model, not a curated record. Lineage: Eukaryota; Metazoa; Chordata; Actinopteri; Labriformes; Labridae.